Acanthocheilonema viteae is the source of this 390-nucleotide messenger RNA. Lineage: Eukaryota; Metazoa; Nematoda; Chromadorea; Rhabditida; Onchocercidae. The record is from the annotation of a GenBank genome assembly.
AUUGUUGACAAUUUAGAAAAUUUAGAAUUGAUGUCCAGAUAUUUGUUUUCUAUUGGUGCUAUACAUGCAAAUUUAGCUCGACGACAGGUGUCAAAGGAAAUCUGGAAUUUGAUGGCGGAAGCGUUUAUCGAUUGCACUUUAGAUUGGGGUGAUAAGAAAGGCCGAACGGAAGCUUCAAGAAAAGCAUGGGCUUUUAUAAUUGCAUUUGUUAUAGAGAAAAUUAAAGGAGGACAUUUAUAUGAAAGACGUCAAUUAGCCUAUCAUAGACGAUCAUCAAUGAUUACACCAUCUCAGACAACAGCGGCACUCAUUUCAUUACCAUCUUCCGCUCCAACGAAACGAUUUUGGAAAUCUGUGGAAGAAUCCAAUUCACAUGUUCAAAUGUUUUAA